GCGGGGCCGCCGUGGUGCCUUGGACUCGUGCGGCGGCUGCGGGGCGCGCGGCCCUUCGCCAUGUACACCUUCGUGGUGCGCGACGAGAAUAGCAGCGUCUACGCCGAGGUCUCCCGGCUGCUGCUGGCCACCGGCCACUGGAAGAGGCUGCGGCGGGACAACCCCAGGUUCAACUUGAUGCUGGGCGAGAGGAACCGGCUGCCCUUCGGGAGACUGGGUCACGAGCCUGGGCUGGCACAGCUGGUGAAUUACUACAGGGGGGCGGACAAACUGUGCCGGAAAGCUUCCUUGGUGAAGCUAGUCAAGACCAGUCCAGAGCUGUCUGAGUCCUGCACCUGGUUCCCCGAGUCCUAUGUGAUUUAUCCAACUAACCUCAAGACGCCGGUCGCUCCAGCGCAGAAUGGCAUCCAGCUUCCGGUCACUAACUCCAGGACGGAUGAGAGAGAAUUCUUCCUGGCUUCUUAUAACAAAAAGAAAGAGGAUGGGGAGGGUAACGUUUGGAUUGCAAAGUCGUCCGCUGGUGCCAAAGGUGAAGGCAUCCUCAUCUCCUCAGAGGCGUCGGAGCUUCUGGAUUUCAUAGACAACCAGGGUCAAGUGCACGUGAUCCAGAAAUACCUCGAGCACCCUCUGCUCCUUGAGCCCGGCCACCGCAAGUUUGACAUCCGAAGCUGGGUCCUGGUUGACCACCAGUAUAACAUCUACCUCUAUAGAGAGGGUGUGCUCCGAACAGCUUCAGAACCGUAUCAUGUUGAUAAUUUCCAAGACAAGACCUCCCAUUUGACCAAUCACUGCAUUCAGAAAGAGUACUCAAAGAACUAUGGGAAAUACGAAGAAGGGAAUGAAAUGUUCUUCGAGGAGUUCAAUCAGUACCUAAGCAGCGCUCUGAAUAUUACCUUAGAAAGCAGCAUUUUGCUGCAGAUCAAACACAUAAUAAGGAGCUGCCUCAUGAGUGUGGAGCCGGCCAUCAGCACCAGACACCUCCCUUACCAGAGCUUUCAGCUCUUCGGCUUCGACUUCAUGGUGGACGAGGAGCUGAAGGUCUGGCUCAUCGAAGUCAACGGUGCCCCUGCGUGUGCUCAGAAGCUCUAUGCAGAACUGUGCCAGGGAAUCGUGGACAUAGCCAUAUCCAGUGUCUUCCCACCCCCGGACACGGAGCAGGUGCCGCAGCCGAACUGUGCGGCUGUUAAGGUGGAAGAGUUGACAAAGCAGAUGUCAGUGAGUCUUUAUGAAUCCUGA
Peromyscus maniculatus bairdii (prairie deer mouse) is the source of this 1236-nucleotide messenger RNA. The record is from RefSeq and is a predicted model, not a curated record. NCBI's taxonomy places the organism in Eukaryota, Metazoa, Chordata, Mammalia, Rodentia, Cricetidae.